Messenger RNA from Phaedon cochleariae (mustard beetle), 898 nucleotides. NCBI's taxonomy places the organism in Eukaryota, Metazoa, Arthropoda, Insecta, Coleoptera, Chrysomelidae. The record is from the annotation of a GenBank genome assembly.
AACAAAACAAAAGAAAUUGGGAACACCAGAAACUCCCAACUUCUACCUCUAAAGUAUUUUCUGAACCCUAUAUUCAGUUGUAAAUCAUUCACCUAAAUAUUCAAAUAAAAUGGGAGAUUAUAUCAACUCAAAUCAGCAGGAAUUCUAUUGGCAACAUCAAGAGCCAGUGAGUCAAAGUUAUUAUGCAGAUGAGUAUAACCAAUUUGCAAAUCAGCAAUUAGAGUUCAACACAACCAAUGAUUUCAACAAUGAUCAGGCAUUUCCAAAAUAUCCUCCUCAGAUGCUUAUACCUGAACAAUAUGAUAUGCACAAAACAACUAAUGAAUUUGACGAGCCCCCUUUGUUAGAAGAGUUGGAAAUCUUUCCAGACCGCAUUUUGGAGAAAGUAUUAGCAGUUUUGAAUCCUUUAAGAGGACAUAGUCUGGCUGAUGAUGCUGAAUAUCUCACCAAAGAAUCUGAUUUGGCAGGACCCAUAGCUUUCUGUCUAUUGUUGGCAGCUACAUUAUUUUUAGCUGGAAAGAAUGCCCAUUUUGGAUAUAUUUAUGGAAUAUCCAUGAUUUCAACCAUUCUCAUGUAUGUCCUACUAUCUUUGAUGACUUCAAACAGUGACACUUUCACACUGAGUACUGUAGGAAGUAUACUGGGUUAUUGUUUAAUGCCAAUUGUGGUUCUCUCUUCUUUGGGUGUGUUUUUUAAACUUAGUGGCCCACUGGGACUAGCUCUUGCUAUUUUAGUGGUAGUUUGGUCUAGCAUAUCAGCCUCUAGACUUUUUGUUGCUGUUUCUGGUGAUAAACAACAACAACCAUUAAUAGCUUACCCUUGUAUGCUUGUAUAUGGGGUGUUUACAUUGUUGAUAGUUUUUUAAUAAAAGUACCAAUAAAGUUAAGCAUUAUAAGUU